This is a messenger RNA of Alternaria ethzedia, 888 nucleotides long. RefSeq lists its product as uncharacterized. Gene Ontology annotation, molecular function: oxidoreductase activity. The coding region runs from base 1 to 888 and encodes 295 amino acids. Lineage: Eukaryota; Fungi; Ascomycota; Dothideomycetes; Pleosporales; Pleosporaceae. The transcript has 2 exons. The record is from RefSeq and is a predicted model, not a curated record.
AUGUCUAUCAAGAACGUCAUCAUCGUCGGUGCGAGCGGCAACCUUGGUCCCUCCAUUUUGAACGCCUUCCUCAAGGAUUCCUCAUUCAACACAACUGUCCUCUCGCGCCAAGGCUCAAGCUCGACCUUUCCCGAAGGCGUCAAAGUCAUCCGCGCGAACUACGAGUCCCACGACAGCUUGAAGGAAGCCUUCCAGGGCCAAGAUGCUGUCUUGUCGCUCGUCGGCGGCAUGGCGCUGGGCGAUCAAAACAAGUUGAUCGAUGCCGCGAUCGCAGCGGGUGUGAAGCGCUUCCUUCCUUCAGAGUAUGGAAGCAACGUCUAUGACGAGCGCGCUCGCGAGAUCGUGCCCGUAUUUGAGCCCAAGUUCGAGACGAUCAAAUACCUCAAGACCAAGGAAAAGGAGAUUGGCUGGACUGGAAUUGCCACUGGCCCCUUCUUCGACUGGGGCCUCAGGGUAGCGUUCUUGGGCUUUGACGGCAAGUCAAGGACCACAACCCUCUUUGAUGAUGGUGAAGCUGUUUUCUCAAGCACCAACCUCAACCAAAUCGGUAUCGCGACCGUCAACGCACUCAAGAACCCCGAUUUGACUAAGAACCAAUAUGUCUACAUCAGUGGAUUUCAGACAACGCAAAAGGAGAUGUUGGCCGCAGCAGAGAAGGUCACUGGCACGAAGUGGACUGUCAACAAGGUCAAUGUGAAGGAGCACAUCGAGCAAGGACGUGCCAAGCUCCAGUCGGGAGAUCACAGCGGCAUCAUGUACUUGAUCCAGGGUGCGACGUUUGGCAAGGAGCAGCAAUUGGGGGACUUCUCAUCUAUGGGGCUUUGGAACGACAAGCUGGGUGUGCCUAAGGAAGAUCUUGAAGAGACUGUCAAGGCUGUGUUUACCUGA